UCGUUUUAAGAUAAAUCUUCCAUCACAAACAAACCAGUCUCAAUUUUUUUGCAAAGCAAAAUGAAACCGUUACUAAUUUGCGUCCUCGGCUUGUUGUCCGUCUCGACUUUCGCCCUCCCCGAUUCCGUCGACUGGAGAGACCAAGGCGCCGUCACCCCAGUCAAAAACCAAGGCCUUCUCGAUUCACCUUGGCUCUUCAGCGUCACCGGUGCUCUCGAGGGUCAAAAUUUCCUAAAAACCGGCCAACUCAUCGCGCUGAGCGAGCAAGAGCUAGCCGAUUGCGUCAGCGUGAAUGGUACGACUGAAGAUGCCUACAAGUACGUGAUCGGGCACGGGCUGGCGGCCGAUGCGGAUUACCCCCAUCUUGACGACGGCAGUUGCCAUCGCGAGUCGAUUGCGUCAGCGGUCACUGAAACUGCGUACGUUGAGGUGGACUACGACGAAGAGGUGCUUCGGAGGGUGGUGGCAGCGGUGGGUCCGGUGGCGGUCGAGGUUAAUGCGCGUGCGUGGACCACGUACGCUGGCGGGAUUUUCAAGUGUCGGAGGCCGGUGCCGACGAACCAUGGGGCGCUGCUGGUGGGAUACGGGAACGAAGAUGGGGCGGAUUAUUGGUUGGUGAAGAACUCGUGGGGGGAGGAGUGGGGCGAAGGGGGGUAUAUUAGGGUUGAGAGGAGUAUUGAGGGGGACUGCGGGAUUACGUUGUAUGCUACUUAUCCUGUUGUUUGA
Zophobas morio is the source of this 726-nucleotide messenger RNA. RefSeq names its product testin-2-like. Gene Ontology annotation, molecular function: cysteine-type endopeptidase activity. The transcript is spliced from 2 exons. Gene Ontology annotation, cellular component: lysosome. The coding region runs from base 61 to 726 and encodes 221 amino acids. NCBI's taxonomy places the organism in Eukaryota, Metazoa, Arthropoda, Insecta, Coleoptera, Tenebrionidae. The record is from RefSeq and is a predicted model, not a curated record.